Molecule: messenger RNA, 5817 nt
Organism: Penaeus vannamei (Pacific white shrimp)
Lineage: Eukaryota; Metazoa; Arthropoda; Malacostraca; Decapoda; Penaeidae
Source: RefSeq, a predicted model, not a curated record
UGGAAGGUAUCCCCAAGAUCUACUACUUUGGUGUGUGUGGGAAGUACAAUGCCUUGGUCAUGGAGCUCUUGGGCCCCAGCCUGGAAGACCUCUUCGACAUGUGUGGCAGACGUUUCACACUCAAGACAGUCUUAUUAAUAGCCAUACAAUUACUCCAUAGGAUAGAAUAUGUACAUUCUAGAAGAUUAAUAUAUCGAGACGUGAAACCUGAAAAUUUUCUCAUAGGGAGAAGCUCUACUAAAAAAGACAGAAUAAUACACAUAAUAGACUUUGGUUUGGCCAAGGAGUACAUUGACCCCACAACAAACAAGCACAUCCCAUACCGAGAGCACAAGUCUCUAACAGGGACUGCCCGGUACAUGUCCAUCAACACCCACAUGGGCAAAGAACAGUCACGCAGAGACGACCUGGAGGCCCUAGGACACAUGUUCAUGUACUUCUUGCGAGGAUCCCUCCCCUGGCAGGGACUCAAGGCCGACACCCUCAAGGAACGUUACCAAAAGAUUGGGGACACAAAGAGAGCCACACCCAUUGAGGCUCUCUGUGAAAAUUACCCUGAAGAAAUGGCGACAUACCUACGGUAUGUACGGAGGCUGGAUUUCUUUGAGACCCCAGACUACGACUAUCUGCGAAAGCUUUUCCAGGAUCUCUUUGAAAGGAAAGGCUUUGUCGAAGAUGGUGAUUUUGAUUGGACAGGAAAAACCAUGUCAACACCUGUUGGUUCGACGCAGACAGGAACGGAAGUGAUUGUUUCCCCAAGCAGAGAGAACCGCGAGAGGCACCCAACGGCUAUUAAGGGCGGCACCAAGGGUAAUGCAGCCUGGCCCGAAACCCCCAAGCAGGCAAGCAACAUGUUAGGCGGCAACCUCACCCCUGCAGACCGCCACGGCUCCGUCCAGGUUGUGAGUUCGACUAAUGGGGAGCUUGGACCCGAUGACCCGUUAGCAGGUCAUUCCAACACCCCCAUCACCGUACAUCAAGAAGGCGAUACCUCGGAUGAAACAAAGUGCUGUUGCUUUUUCAAACGAAAGAAGAAGAAGGCAGGACGCGGGAAAUGACUGGCAGUGGUGCAGUGCUCACCCGAGAGAGAGGCCAUUGCGGUGCUUCUGCCGGCAUCUCAGUCGCAGUCCAAUGAGAGCAUCCUCAAUCCUCAGGCACCACCACCCAUAGGGGGGCACCCCACCAACCCCCACAAGCACUAAGCACUCCAGUGUUACCUCAUCACCACCGGAAGCACUGCAUCUCCCAGCUGUUAGAAAAAAGAAAAAAAGAGAAAAAAAAAUCGACUACCCACCUGUAUCAUUGUGGAAACCAGUCCUCGUGCUUGCGUUAUUUUUUGUUACGUGACACUUUGUUGUGACCCCAUUGUUUUUUUGUUUUUAUUAUUUUUUAUAAUGUAUUUCAUAACGCCUGCACUGAGAUGGCGGCUACAUGACAAUAAUGGUGUGGAAAUGUUUUUAUUUGGAGGUCACUCUAUCCAAGUGAAAUUAUUUUAGUUCCAAUUGUAUUAUAAUUGAUUUUUUGAAAACUUCUUAACUGUUACUGUUAUUUUUAUUACUACUGUUUCCUGCCCCUCCCUUUUCCCCAGCCAACUCUGAAACUUGGUUGGAGGAUUUGCCUCAGUUACAUGUUGCACACCACCUUGCAGUCUGAAGGAUAGUCUGCUUGUGUUGGGUCAAUUGGGACAAUGUAUUAGUUUAUAUAGCAUCUAAAAAUAAAUAGCUUUGAGCACCCUGGACCCAUAUAGACACUAAACUAAAUGUAGAAAGAGAUAUGUGCAAUAAAAAGAUAUACUCAAAUCUGAUUUUUCUAAAAAUUGGGUCUCUUACUCUGCAAGCAGGAAGGGUUUUAAGCAUUUGUACUUUAUUUACUGUAAUCAGUUAUUUUGGGGUUGAAAAAGAACAAAAUUUUGAUGGCUGGAUAAAGAAAGCAGAGGUGGUGGUGGUGAUGGGACGGGGAACACGGGAACUCUCCUUGUGAGGAUCGCUAAGCCUGAGAGGAUUGAUGGAACCCCCUCCCCCCUUUACUCCCUGGGACCUUUGUAAGGCCUAGACCUAUGUGUGAUAAGAGCAGUCAUUUUUUGCUUUUGUACUCUUUCGUAUUUUUUGUUUUUUCUUUUUUUUAUCAGGAUUUAUGUUUUUUCUCUAUUUAUGAACAUAAAGUUUCACCUGCAAAAUGAUAGCAAUGGCUAAAGCUCAAAAUGACUGACUGAGUCACACUUGUUCUGUGAUGAUUACUUAACAAGUAAGACGAGUUCAGCUGCUCGUUCACUCCAUCUACCAAAAAAAAAUAAAAAAGAAAAACUAGGAAGAAAAAAAAAAAGAAAGUGAAUGGACGUUUGUGCUUUGAUACGACACUUUAUUCGCAAAAUGACCAACAGAUUUUUUAUUAUUAUUAUUAUUUUUACUUUUUUUUUUAUCCUCUGUGUAUUUAGUCGCCUUUGGGAGGUACUAAUGUAUACAUACUCUGGGACGACACUAGUUUAGGUGUAGUUUGGUGGAAGCAAGUCGUGACCAGUGCAAAGGGGGCAUUAUGUCCCUGUGUUGGUACCAAACUGGCAUCCAAUGACAUAGCUAUUUAAUUUUAAUAUAAUUUUACCUAGGUACCAUAAUAAAAGUUUUUAUUUGCUUAAUGCCCAACAAGCAGAGAUGAUUCUCAUGGUGAUGGAGGGAUGAUUAAGAAACAAGAUUGAGAGAGACAGAAAGAGAGAGAGAGAGUGAAAGAGAGAGUGAGAGAGAGAGAGAGAGAGAAUAUUAGAGAGAGUGGGAAGAAAAUUGAAAUGGGGUAGGGGGAAUAGAAACAAAAAGAAAAAAACAUGGAGCUGUGAGGAAACAGAAAAUAGUGAAUCUAUCUGUUGGAAAAUGCUCUCCCCCCAAAAGUGCCAAACAGCAGGCAAGAAGACAAUAGGUGAAACACAAAUGAAACAAGACAUUCCUUGUUGGAGGAAUCAGUGAACCCAAACUCAUGUUUAUGAAAAGAGGGAUCUUGUUCUCCAUGCGCUGCAGCUCCCUCCCAAAUCCCCUCCUUUAACUCUUUGUGAAUGCUGUGGAAUAAAAUUAAAUAAAUAGACUAUGUGUAUACGGAUAUGUUAUCGAUGUAUAUAGGGCAAAGACUUUCAGCUCCUACAUGUUCAGGUUCAUGUAUGACAAAAGAUUAAAAGUGCAUCAGUGCUGAUGGAUCAGGAAAGUGCCGUGGCUUGAAGACAUUUUUGAGAGGCAGGAAUGGGGAGCCAUUUUGGGUAUGGAGUACCCACACCACUUUUCCAGUCAUGAACAUGUGGAUCUUACGAGGCAGUUACAGCUCCAUGAUGAAAGCAUCACCCUCAUAACUACAGAUUGUUGGAAGAUAUUGGCAAUCCAUACUCAUUGAAGGUUGGAAAAGCAGGAACUGUGUUACAAGAGGAAAACGACCUUUGAAGAUGGCAUGGAUUGUUGAGUCUUUCACAGUCCUUACAAACUCUGUGCUACGAUCUCGUCCCUCGGGACUUAUGCUAGAAGACUCAUUACUGGGAGGUCCUUCAAGCAAAGUCCAAAGUACCUUUCAGAAGUAUAUAAAUGUCAUGAGGAAGGCUACAACCUUCCUCAAAUAAUAUUUUUUAUCAUGCCUGUAGCUAUUCAUCAGAACAUGUGAUGUAAUAAGUGACUAUAAGCUUCAUAUAGUACUUUGAAUAAUGUUUCUUAUAAACGUACAUCCUUAAAGUGAAAGACCUUGAUAUGGAAGUAUCUUUGCACCUUGUACUCACUGAUCCCAUCACAUUGUCUGCCCUUUUAUGACUGAUUCUUCUGUUGCUACCUUCUUAUCCUCAAAAAAGAGAGAGCGAGAGAGAACUGGAGUACAUUAUUUAGUGUUCUAUCCAUUGAUUUUUGGCAGUGUUCUGUAGUCACAAUUGAUAUAUUCCCCCUUGAGGCCCUCCUCGUAUAAACUUUCUAUGUGGUCACUUCAGCUAAUUGGACUUGCCUACAGAUGGUCAUAUUCUUGCUCACAUUUUAUGGUUAUACUAAGGAAACAAUCUUCUAUAUUAAGCUUUAUAGAAACCUAGCACCUUGUAUGGGAAACAAGCAAUCAGGGAGGAAUAGUGUAUUAACAGGUUGAUUAUGAUUGCAGCCUGUUUCAUGCUGAAGCCAUUUCUUAUUCUGUCCAGUUUUGUAGGUAAACAAUGUAAGUGUGGUUAACAAGCUGAAGUAGAGACCUGGACCACAGCUAUUUAUGUACAAGGCAAACAAUAAGAAAAGUGUGUUGCUGCCUUCCUUCACACUGGUGUUGAUGCAACGUCCAGCAAAUAAGAUAUAUUAUGUGUAGUAGAGAGCUGUGUAAACGAUUAGCAGAAUAUCUGAAGAGUUACUAUAUCUAUAGAGUAAAAUGACUAAAGGACACCAUACCUUUUAUAGGAGUAGUGAGCCAAAUUAAGAGUUUUAAUGAUUGAAAAGUGCAUUGUAUAGUAAAAACGAAAUAUUCUUUUAUUUAUUGAUAUGUUUUGUUGUACAAAGCCACUGUCCCCCUUUAGGAAGAAUGUUAUCAGGACCCCCAAAUUUAUUUUGGCCAUUGGUGCGAGAAUGUUGCACCAGUGCAACAGAGGUACAGUAGCAGUGACGCCUUUGCACCGGCAGUAGCACCAGCACCAGUGUUAUUAUCACCACCAUGUGUUGUCAUCAGCAGUCAUCUACCCAAAGCAUGCAUGUGUUAAUGAUUCCUCGGUUGAAAAGCAAACGAGGGCUUAUUAAACAAGUUGCUGAUGCCAUGACAAACCGUUAUGUAGGAAGCCAGGCUGAUGUGAUCAUCAUCCCUCUACCGUCACCAUAGUUCUUGGCCUUCAGUGUAAUGCAUGAGUGUGAGACGACUUGAGAGUAAGUGUAUUGAUUCUUGUCAGAAAUCGGUAAAUAUUAUUAUGCGUGUGAGAUAGUGAGAGAAAGAGAACCAGGAGAGCGAAACAGUAAGUGUGUGUGUGUGUGUGUGGAGACGGUAGUGUCAUCUGUGAUUUUCUCACUAGGAAUUAUGUGAAUGCUAAAUAUGAGGUACAUAGAUAUUGAGUAUGCCCAGUCACAAGAGUCGCCUGUCACCCGAUUUUGGGAAGUCAACAUGUAGUGAAGUUUUUUGUAUAAUGUCGGAUAUGGAUGUAACCUAUGAUGAUCCAUUGAAGAUAACCAUAGUGUAUUUCAUCUUUCUAUGAAGUUGUCCUGUGGUUUGUAAGGGUGAAAGAAAUCACUUGUUUGCCUCUAUGGAACAUACUGCUUCAAUGUGCUGUUAAUUAAUAAAAAAAUCAGCAUUUGUAUCCGUAUAAUCCAUAUAACUGGAAGAAUAUAAUAAUACUGUUGUUUUAUAUUGUGUUAUUUCACCUCCCAUGAAACGUGAACUAAGAAAGGUCUUAUGUAUCAAGCUAUAAUAAUCAAAAGAAAGAAAAGAAAAGAAACAGGUGAAUUUGUGCUCUCGCCUUAGUAUGGGAACUUGGCUAGAAAUCACGCAUUAUAUACACGCUGACAAAGUAUGAUAUAGGAUUUAUAGUGAUUACUGUGCUGCCUUAGAAAAGUCAUUAUGAAAGACCUAGGAGUCUGUAAUGUCAUCAAGUGAAGUCAUGCAGGUGUAUUAAGUGUUGGGAGCUGUAGCUUCUCUUUCAACAUUUCUUCUGUAAUUUUAAAGAUUUCUUUCUUAUCUAAUUUACUUUUACUUAUCUGUUGUACAUAACCACUGAUGUCUAAAUUCGUAUUUGUUAAACUUCAUUUGAGUUUUAGAAAUUGAUGGAAUGAUGGAUUCAUAACGAGGGUCCAGUAUUGGAUGCCCAUAUUUAUAAUAGUAAUAAUAAGAAUAAAAACAUGAAGAAUA